AUGGUCCUGUUCGGAUAGCAGCUGUCACGACAUGUUUCUUCCAUAUAUACUGCAGGUGUUAGGAUAAGAGAACCAUAGACGACGCAGACAGUCAGUCAACACAGCCACAAUAAGCACCAGGUGCUUGCCAGGAGAAGUAUAGUUUUAGAUCGAAGGAGAAGUAUAGUUUUAGAUCGAAGGAGAAGUAUAGUAGCUGGUGAUCGACCGGCCGGCGGUGAUAGUUAUGGCGUCGGCGGCAGCGCCUGCAGCGGGUGAUGCGAGGAGGAAGACGGCGUGUGUCACGGGAGGGAGCGGGUACAUCGCGUCGGAGCUCAUCAAGAUGCUGCUUCAGAACGGAUACGCCGUGAAGACCACGGUCAGGCACCCAGAGGACACGGAGAAGAACGCGCACCUCAAGGUUCUGCAGGAGCUGGGCCCGCUGGAGGUGUUCCGCGCCGACCUGGACGAGGAAGGCAGCUUCGACGACGCCGUCGCCGGCUGCGACUACGCCUUCCUCGUCGCCGCUCCCGUGGCACUCAUGCCACAAAACCCCGAAAAAGAAGUGAUCGAGCCGGCGGUGCGAGGAACAGUGAACGUGCUGAGGUCGUGCGCGAAAGCGGGGACGAUGAAGCGCGUGGUGCUGACGUCGUCGACGGCGGCCGUUUCUAGCCGGCCGCUGGAGGGCGACGGGCACGUCCUGGGCGAGGAGUCCUGGUCCGACGUCGACUGGCUCCGGGCCAACAAGAUCGGCACCUGGGCGUACCCAGCGUCGAAGGUGCUGGCGGAGAAGGCGGCGAACGAGUUCGCGGAGGCCAACGGGCUCAGCGUGGUGACGCUGCUACCCGUCGUCGCCGUCGGCGCCGCCCCGGCCACUGAGCUGCACACCAGCGUCCCCGAGGUCCUCUCCUUGCUCUCCGGGGACGACGCGAUGGUGGACAACCUGGAGCUGAUCGAGAAGGCGUCGGGGGGGAUCCCGCUGGUGCACGUGGACGACGUCUGCCGCGCCGAGAUCUUCCUCGCCGAGAACCAGGCCUCGUCCGGCCGGUACGUCUGCUGCAGCCUCAACACCACGGCCAUCGAGCUCGCGCGCUUCCUCGCCGCCAAGUACCCGCAGUACAAGAUCAAGACCGACCGGUACUACCAUUGGUCAUCUCCCGGAGAAGCCGAGGGUGCGCAUCUCGUCGGGGAAGCUGGCCGACGAAGGGUUCGAGUACAGGUACAAGAACCUUGACGAGAUCUACGACGACGUCGUCGUCUACGGCAGGGCGCUGGGAAUCCUUCCCUACUGAUCUAUCAUGGCGGAUUGCCGGGCGGGGCCGGCAUCUCCCUAGCUCCCUCCGUCAUGGCUUGCAGAAUAAAACUCGCUCUCCUGAAGCACAAAUAUGCUUGAACUGUUUGCCUGUUCGUGUGUUUUGCUAUUUUGUAGACGUUUUCUCCGGUACCCAUUACUCCAGGAAGUCUAGAUGGAGUAUUAGAAGAGGGCAUAAUAGACUUUUCACAUUAAAAGAGAAAAGAAAAAGGAAAAUCAGAUUUCUCCUA
This is a messenger RNA of Brachypodium distachyon (stiff brome), 1518 nucleotides long. Its product is annotated as anthocyanidin reductase ((2S)-flavan-3-ol-forming). NCBI's taxonomy places the organism in Eukaryota, Viridiplantae, Streptophyta, Magnoliopsida, Poales, Poaceae. The transcript is spliced from 6 exons. Gene Ontology annotation, molecular function: oxidoreductase activity, acting on the CH-OH group of donors, NAD or NADP as acceptor. The record is from RefSeq and is a predicted model, not a curated record. Bases 224 to 1210 code for a protein of 328 amino acids.